CCCUUGAGUUAGUCAAAUUCAAGACUAACUUUCAGUUUCGGCUUCCUGUUGACUAGCGAUGGCACCGGUUCCGAAGACUGUGGGACAAAUCAAGCUAGACUGCCCUCUGCGGCCAGGCUGCCCGCUGAGGAUCGCUGGUGUUCCCGAACUCUGCAAGGAAUUUGGUCCAGAGGACUACGGAGAAGAGGGCAUAGUGGAUUUUCUUCGCCAGCUUGUGGAGAGUGAUCCCCAGGGCCUGCACCGGAUCCGUGUGGAUGGGAGCAGCGGGAAGCUGCAGCUGUGGCACCAUGGUUACCUCCCGGACCAUUUCCCUGAUGAAGGCAACACGACUGCACAGAGUGACAGGGACAAAGGGGCUGAGGGACUGGGUACCUACUGUGGACUCCGGAAGUCCUUCCUGUACCCUCUCCAAAGGUCUGAACCCUGCCCUCAAAGCCCCUCUGCCUCUCCAUCCUUCUCUAGUGUCUCAGACAACCUACUGCAGGUGGCCAUGCCCCAGAAGCUCCUGGUGACUGAAGAGCAAGCCAAUCGCCUGGCUGAGGAGCUAGUGGCUGAGGAGGAGCGCAUGAAACGGAAAGCAGAGAAGAAACGAUGCAAGAAGAAGCGUCAGAAGGAAAGAAAGCGACAAGAGCGGUUGGAACAGGACAGUGGGAAGCUGAAGUCCACAGCAACCCAAGAGGAGAAUGAGAGCCCCUCAGCCAGUGCUGGAAACCCAGCUCAGGAGCAGUGUGGUGACGAAGAGGACUUACUGGAUCUCUCUAGCAGUUUUGUGUCUCUGGCUUUACGCAAAGUUGGGGAUUGCCUCCCAAGUACCCACAGAGAGAAGGGACCAAACCAAGAGCCCCAAGUCAAGGACCAAGGCCCCCAGGAGAAGAUGGGCCAAAAGGAAAGAAACCCCCCAAGAGAAGAGAAGCCUAGGCAGUGUCCUAAGGCACAGGCAUCUCCAGGACUGCUGGCAGCCGCCUCGCAGCAGAGCCAGGAGCUGGCAAAGUUGGGUACCAGCUUUGCUCAAAAUGGUUUCUACCAGGAGGCUGUUGUUCUUUUCACCGAAGCCUUGAAGCUCAACCCCCAGGACCACAGGUUAUUUGGAAAUCGCUCCUUCUGCCAUGAACGACUGGGUCAGCCAGUGUGGGCCCUGGCCGAUGCCCAGGUGGCCCUUACCCUACAACCUGGCUGGCCCCGGGGUCUCUUCCGCCUGGGCAAGGCCUUGAUGGGCCUGCAGCGCUUCCAGGAGGCAGCUGCUGUGUUCCAGGAGACUCUGAGCCAUGGAUUCCAGCCGGACGCAGCCUGGGAACUCCGAGCUUGUCUUCUCCAACUUGCUCAGCAGGAUCAACGAGGAAGAAAUUGUGUGCCACCUUGUUGGACUGGGGUUCCCCAGUCCCUUCCCCGUUUUGAGCUGGGAAACUCAGGCCUGUUCUCCCUCAAUGAAAGCAUGGCUUCAAGGGCCCCAGGGCUUCUGUCUCCACCCUUGAAUUAUCCUGCAUGUCAUCUGAGCCAACCCAGCUGGCCUUUUCCCCAGACUCAGAUUAGAAGACCCUACCUUUUUCAUUUCCAGGGCCCCUCAAAGAGCUGGGGCAUCCCGAAACCUGGGUGCCCUUAUCUACCUCAGGCCAGAUGAGGGGGCACUUUCAUACAAGUGAGGCCAUGUGUACAUCCCAUAGGGAUAGGGAACACUGUGCUGACAGUUUACUGCAGAGUUUGAGACUCUUAAAUCCAUAUUAAGAGCUGGGUGUGGUAGUGCAUACCUAUAAUCCCAGCACUUGGGAGGCUGAGGCAGGAAGAAUGCCCCUAGUGGGAAUUUGAGGCCAGCCUGGGCUACACAGUGACUUCAAGGCCAGCCUGAAUUAUACCCUGAAUUGCAGAAACAAACAAAUUCCGUAUUAGGGUAUCCCAGAAAUCAUUCCUUUUGCCACAGAGAGUCUUCUGAGAAAAAGCAGUCCCACAUCCACUGAAACAUCCCUCCUUUGCUUCUCAUACAGUUGGCUGCUGCUUCUGGGUACAAUAAGGAAACAGAAAUUCCACCAAGCACUCAAGAUAGGGAGCUACAGCUGUGCGCUCCGUGCCCUGGGAGGCUAAGGCAGGAGGAUCAGCCUGGGCAACGUAGUGACUUAGAAGGACCUUGUCUCAAGGGGAAACAGUGUGCUGGAGAUGCAGCUCAGCGCAAAGGUGCCAGGGUCUAUCCCCGCCCACUAUUGCCACGGUGGGGGCUACAGUGUGCAGAAGCUCGGGUGUCUGAACCACAGCAGGGCCAGCACGGAGCAGGCACGGGGACUUGCGGUGCUUCCUGGCCCCAGGGAACUCAUUCACUAGGUGGAGCUCUGUGCUCAACAGUGGGGUGAUGAGUGAAGAGAGCUUGAGUCCCACCACCCGUCAGCAGCUUGGUGGACGCUCUGCUCCCUUGCUUGUCCUCACCCUAGUUCUUGCCAUUUUUUCUGGCCCCAGCUCCUAAUUUGCUGCUAGUCCCCUGUGCCAUUUUCUGGCCAUGCUGCAACGCGUACUCUGACCUCUCUUUCGUCCAGUGGUCUGAUGGCCACCUCUUCCCUCUGCUCAAGGGUUUGCUUUGGGGCAGUCUCUUAUAACUCCUGCCUGGAGUUCACAGGGCCCACACGUCUCCCCACUCCCUGCGUGGUACCCUGGCUGCUGCUGCUUUGGCUUUCUUCACCCCAGCACUGGACACUGCAGGUGGCCUUUCUCCAUCGGAGGUUUCCUACCAAGGGCAGCGGCCUCAAGAUGGUUAUAGUUGCUUCCUUUGUAAGAACCAUUAUCUCCUUUUGUCUUUAAGAUCCUGGCAGCCUCGCAUAGUUGUUUCCUCCCAGCCGAUGGCUAGGACUCUAAACCCAUUUAAGUGUGGAUCCUUAGGGGCUGUAAUCCCCACAUCCAGGAACCAUUCCUGAGGCUAAAUGAUGCUUUUGCCCUUUAAGUCUUGCCCAAUACAGUUUGUACUUGGAGAGAGAAUUUGAAACAUCUUACAUACCCCCAUCUUUCUUACUGUUUAUGAUUUGGACUCCUUAAAUACUAUCUAGCAAGAUGAAGUCUGCCAUUACUAGUUGGAUCAUCUUGGUCAGCUCUCUGUUAAGCCUCAAUUUCCUCAUCUGUAAAAUGGGGGAAGUCCCUACCUCACAGGGCUGUUGUGAGGAUUGAAACAGUAAUAAAAUAUCUACGAAAUGCA
Messenger RNA from Cavia porcellus (domestic guinea pig), 3169 nucleotides. It is a transcript of the gene Ttc31, whose product is annotated as tetratricopeptide repeat domain 31. The transcript is spliced from 13 exons. Lineage: Eukaryota; Metazoa; Chordata; Mammalia; Rodentia; Caviidae. Bases 59 to 1618 code for a protein of 519 amino acids. Gene Ontology annotation, molecular function: protein binding. The record is from RefSeq and is a predicted model, not a curated record.